Messenger RNA from Lineus longissimus, 1004 nucleotides. RefSeq lists its product as uncharacterized. Gene Ontology annotation, cellular component: trans-Golgi network. The coding region runs from base 86 to 850 and encodes 254 amino acids. The record is from RefSeq and is a predicted model, not a curated record. Lineage: Eukaryota; Metazoa; Nemertea; Pilidiophora; Heteronemertea; Lineidae. The transcript is spliced from 7 exons.
GAUAUCAAAUUAUGUUUUAUUGUCUUAAUUGUGUACCAUCUUCAAUUUUGGAUCUGUGAUUGUAAUUCAAAUACAACUAGACAUAAUGAGACUCUCAUUUCACAUUCGGAACACCCUAUUCUGUCUGUCACUGGCCUAUCUACAGUUUGUCACAUCCAAAACAUGCGUGAAAAAAAGUUCAUGUCGAUGUGAAUAUGAUGACGGAUCUGGAGCUAUUGACUUCUCAAGUUUGGGGCUGACUAGUGGUGAACCUUUAAUUAAAGACCAAGUGAACACGUUGAAUAGCAACCUGUAUUCCUACAACCCGUGCCAUCCCUUUACAGAGGGGGACUGCAAGGAGGUCGCGGCUUGCGAGGUCGCUGUGGAUCCAUUCAGCGGCGUGGCGACCUAUACGGAUAUUGGUUUACAAGAAGAUUCAGACUUCUUGUCUGAAAAUGAACAAACGGCCAUCAGAUACACAACGGGGUCAGGCAUCGUGACUCAAUCUAUAGUCCUCCUAAUCUGCGAUGAAACCCAGACAGGGACAGCACAGUUUGAGGUUGUUAGCUCAUCUUUUAGUAGUGAUACGUUCAGCCUGAAGCAUGCAUGCAUGUGUCCUGGGAAAUGCUCUCCAGAAGCUGCUGCCGUUGGUUUAGGAAUAGGAUCAGUGCUGUGUGUCAUCUUUGCAGCAGUGGUUAUCGGGUACCUGAUCGGGGGUGUCGUCUUCAUGAAGGUUGCAAGAGGAGCAUCUGGUAAAGAGGUUGUGCCCAAUGUGGAAUUCUGGACAGAUCUGCCAGUGUUGAUAAAGGAUGGUACUUUCUUCCUGGUGAACAAGGCGACAGGCAAAAAUGGAACAUAUCAGAACAUCUAGAUAGAUGUGGUUCCAUCCGAUGGGGACUAUCAUUGGUAGAUUGCUCAAUACCAGCAGCUGGACUGAUAAGGAUUAUCUUACUCAGCGAGAAGGCAUCGACUAAGAGUAUGGCCCUCUGACGAAGUCAUCACAACCUGUAGAUGUACCAUGUCAA